Molecule: messenger RNA, 690 nt
Organism: Acanthosepion pharaonis
Lineage: Eukaryota; Metazoa; Mollusca; Cephalopoda; Sepiida; Sepiidae
Source: the annotation of a GenBank genome assembly
AUGUCCUAUACCAACAUCAUUUUCAUAUCUAUUCCACACCAAUUCAUUAUAAUUAAAUUAUCUUUGUAUUAUGAUUGCCAAUUAAUAUUUUGCUUGCAUUCAUUUAUUCAAAAAAGAAUAUCUUUUUUCAUUCUAUUACAUUCCUUUAUUCUUUCACUUUUCUUUCUUUUGUCAUCUUUCUUUUUUGUUUUUCUUUCAUUUAGUGCAUUCUUUUUCAUUUAUUUUUCAUUCUUUAUAAUUUUUUCUUUUAUUUUUGUAUACUUUUACCUUCAUUUUUGUAUUCUUUUUUCAUUCAUUCUUAUUGUUUGUUCAGUGUAUUCUUUCUUCAUCCCUUACUAUUUUGGGUCUUUCUUUCAUGGCUCGAUUCCUUUUACUUUCCUUUUUUUUUUUCUGUUUUCCUCUCAUCUCUUUCUUUAUCUUCCCAAAAUCUUCCUUAUAUCUUUUCAUCCUCUCUUUUCCUUUUUAUUUCCUAUUUUACUUAUUUCUCUUUUUCUUCAUUUUCAUCCACUUCCUUCCUCUCUAUUUUUCUUUAUUUUCUCUGUUUCUCUUUUUAUUGCUCUUUGGUCAUAUUUUUAUUUUCUCAUAUUCUUCAUUUUUUCUUAUUAUCUGUCACUCUCUUUCUUCUCAUUCUUUCUUUUUUCUCUUUCUUACUUAAUUUUAUAUUAUUUUCUACAACUGCACUCUCUUUGA